This is a messenger RNA of Salarias fasciatus (jewelled blenny), 3123 nucleotides long. RefSeq names its product alpha-1,6-mannosyl-glycoprotein 2-beta-N-acetylglucosaminyltransferase. Gene Ontology annotation, molecular function: alpha-1,6-mannosylglycoprotein 2-beta-N-acetylglucosaminyltransferase activity. Lineage: Eukaryota; Metazoa; Chordata; Actinopteri; Blenniiformes; Blenniidae. The transcript has 2 exons. Gene Ontology annotation, cellular component: Golgi membrane; Golgi stack. The coding region runs from base 270 to 1523 and encodes 417 amino acids. The record is from RefSeq and is a predicted model, not a curated record. Gene Ontology annotation, biological process: oligosaccharide biosynthetic process; protein N-linked glycosylation.
UGUGUUUCGGAGCUAUCACCCUCUUCCUGGUGUGUGAGCGUGUUGUUGACACAUUACGCGGAAACUUCGGGUGCAGCCAGCCGUUUCUCCAAUGACACGGGCUCCAGGUGGAGACGACAGCCGCUCGUCAGGAAGCCGCCAGGGCGCGCGUCACGCGACGAGGACGGGGACGAUGCCGCGCGCGAGUUAACGGCGCGGUGAGGGCUGACUGACUGACAGGCGUCGCUUUCGUUUGGUUCUGAGUGACUUUUAUUAAAAGCGGGGGGAAAAUGAGGAUUCGGCUGAUGAAGAGGAACGCGCUCGCGCUGCUGGCCGUCUUCUGCGUGGCUUUGACUCUCAUGAUUUCCACGCGCGUCCUGAUAAUGGUCAAUCGCGACGCCAACUCUCACGCGGCCCUGGUGAGCGUGGACACGCUGUACGAGGACUCCGUGAAGUUCCAGUACGGCUCGCUGACGGCUCUCACCAGGUCCGUGUACAGCGCCAACUACAAGCAGUUCAUACGGAACGCUGUGGAGUUCCCAGGAGACCCCGCGCUCGUGCUGGUGGUGCAGGUCCACAACAGACCACAGUACCUCAGACUGCUCAUCCAGUCCCUGGAGAAGGUCCAGGACAUCCAGAACGCCCUCCUCAUCUUCAGCCACGACUACUUUUCCAAGGAAAUAGACACAAUCGUGCAGGGGAUAAACUUCUGCAAAGUGCUGCAGAUCUAUUUCCCCUUCAGCACUCAGCUGUAUCCCAGCGAGUUUCCUGGACAGGACCCGCGGGACUGUCCACGGGACAUAUCCAAGGACGAGGCGGAGAAAACAGGAUGCCUGAACUCGGCGCAUCCCGAUUCCUACGGACACUACCGGGAGGCCUUUAUCACGCAGACCAAACACCACUGGCUGUGGAAGCUGCACUUCGUGUGGGAGCGGGUUCACGCCCUGAUGGGCUACACCGGCCAUGUCAUUCUUCUGGAGGAGGACAACUACGUCUUACCGGACCUAAUCCAUUUUUAUAACCUCAUGGUCCAAUUCAGGGACAACAAAUGUCCGGACUGUGACAUUCUGUCUCUGGGAAACCAUUACAAGCUGAAUGGCUUCGCCGCUCUCUCCAAUAAGGUGAUGAGCGCCGGGUGGAUGUCCACCAAGCACAACAUGGGCAUGGCCAUCUCCAAGGAGCUGUACUACAAGCUGAUGGGCUGCAACGUGGAGUACUGCACCUUCGACGACUACAACUGGGACUGGACUCUGCAGUUCCUGUCGGGAACCUGCAUCACGCAGCCCCUCAAAGUGCUGGCGGCUCAGGGCUCCAGGGUCCUGCACACGGGGGACUGCGGCAUGCACGUGAAGCAGGACUGCAAACCGGAGGAGGCGGCGCAGAGGGCCGUGGAGGAGCAUCAGAAAGCCAAGGAGGGCUUCUUCCCCCAGACUCUCGUCCUCACCAGCGAGGAAACGCCGAUGCACAAGCCACACAUAAAGAACGGAGGGUGGGGGGACAUUCGAGAUCACUUUCUAUGCAAGAACUACGCCAAACGUCUUUGAACUGUCGACGCGUUUUUUUUUUUUUUGCCAGAUGUGCCAUCGUAACAGCUGUUCAGGGUUUUUCAGGCUGGAAUGAUCCACGAUCAACGAGGUCUUCCGAGGCACGGGACCACAUCCCACACUUUUAAAGUGUGAUCUUUUCUUCUGUGACUAAACCAAAGCAGCACAGAUGCCAAAGCCUCUUUUUUGUUUUCUGUAUUUACAGACGUGUGUGACAGAUGUAAAUGACGACUUGCAGCCAAAUUUUAUGUCACCAGAUGUGUUUAUCUCUGAGUGUCUUCCAAAUCUAAACAGCCAUUUACAUUUACUGCAUAGUUCUGUAAAGUGAGAGUAAACUGUAAACCAGAGAGCGCUCAUGGACACUCAGUGGUUACAAACGUCUCAUCAAGAUCUUAAUCUUAUGGCCGGAGUAAUUUUUUUUCCCCAUAAUUUUCUCUAAAACUUAACCAAACAUGGAAUAUUUGAUAUAAAUAAGAGGGCAUUAAUCAGGCCCUUGAGCUUCUUCUAAGAGGGUAAAACAAAACGAACUGUUCAGCUAAAAUGUUUUUACAUUGGUGAUGACCGUCAUCAGUAAUUUUGGUCCAAAAAUGAAUGAUGUCAGUAGUUUUGGAAGGCGUUAUUUCUUGAACCUAUGCACUUGUUCCUUCACAGCUUCUUAAUCUCGUUUGUGCAGUUUUUCUAUGAUCCAGUGUAUCACUUCUAAGAAGCGUGAUUUUUAUGUGGUACGUCCUUAAACGCAGCAGCACAAAGGCACAUGUAACCUACACACAAGGACGAUGACUUCAGAAGUCUGAGACAUUCUUCCAUCAGCCCAUUCCUUGGAAGUUGAUGUUUUCUUUUCUUGUUGAAUGUAAGCUUCAGUCGCCGCCCGGUUCACUGAAUCCGUCUCGCCGCCGCUCAUCCCAUUGAUCCCCGGUCAGCGCGGCAGGAGCCGGCCUGUUGUUGGUUUUGCAUAUUUGCUUUCAGAUAGGCCACUAGUAACCCUUUGGAACUGAGAUUCAGCAAACAUGGGGUUUAUCCUGUAUUGUGGCGUUCCUGGAUUUGCACCUUAUUCAGCAUUCGCGUUCGCUGGUAUGCAAUGUGAAACAAUGGGAUAACGCAAGUCGCUGCGCUUCGGAUGCCUUCGAGAUGAUCUGAGAAUGGGCGUGACCGUGCCACUGUUAUGCUGGGAAUUUAAACUUGUCGUGUUGGAUGAUUUUAUGUGAACAGACAUAUUCAUUUAGAUGCUGUUGCCAAUUGAAAUGUGAAUGAUGUAUUUGAAUGCUGGCUUUUUUUUUUCCACGUAUUACAGGUAUCAUCAACUUGACCUCAUGAUGGUUCACCCUCAUGUGCCUUACCAAGAGCUCUUACAUGAAUGUAAUAAAGAAUAGGAGACAUAUUUUUUUAAAGAGGAAAAGCACAAUCAUCCGAAGAGCAUGACAAAUAUGACCUAAUACACAAAGCAGUACUUUGCAUUAAGGUCCUUGAAGAAGUUUUCUCGAGACCAGUUGUUCUUUUCUGUCCUUAUGUUUGCUCGUCUUGUGUCUUUGAGAUCACUUGAAUAAGUUGUUCAUUGUUCACUCUUAAUGUUUGCCAAAUGGGAAAAUAAAAAAGGUAAAUU